AUGCCUCAGGGGUGUGGGAUGCUGCAGGCCAAAAGGGAGAGCACUAAGGCGCACGAUGUUAAACUAUUACCUCCUGACAAACUUGCACAUUCCACAGAUGUGCAGGAGGAAAGUGCUAAGACGGAUGAUGGUCAACCAUCAGCUCCUGACGAACCUGCACAUUCCACUGAUGUGCAGGAGGACAGCGUUAAGGCGGACGAUGUUAAACCAUCAGCUCCUGACGAACCUGGACAUUCCAUUGAUGAGCAGAACCCCCUCCAUGAACAAAAGGGCGCAGAUGCGCAGGACUAUUCAGGGAGCUCCGAGGCUGCUGCCUCCCCGUCUUCCUUGCCCCUUUCUCCGGACACGCUAGACAGCUAUCCAGCGAUGAGCCCGGUAGUGCAAAUUUGA
Molecule: messenger RNA, 390 nt
Organism: Eimeria acervulina
Lineage: Eukaryota; Apicomplexa; Conoidasida; Eucoccidiorida; Eimeriidae
Exons: 2
Coding region: 1-390 (129 amino acids)
Source: RefSeq, a predicted model, not a curated record